AUGGUGAAGUCAACUCAGAUUGCAAGGAUUGACAGCUUGAUGCUGGCCGCGUCGGUGGAUGAUGAGCAGGCUGAGAGUGAUCUGGCUGAGAUCAAGGGUCAGACCAAGAUGAUAUUCCGCCGUCUAAAUCGCAAUGCCGCACCUCAGGCAAGCAUUGAGUCGGGCCAGUACACCCUCCACUAUUUGAUCAAAGACGAAAUUUGCUUCCUUUGCAUUUGUGACCGUUCCUAUCCCCGCAAGCUUGCGUUCACCUAUCUCGCUGAUCUGGCCUCCGAAUUCACCACCACCUACUCCCCCUCACAAUACCAAUCUCCUAACCUCCGUCCCUAUGCAUUCGUCGAGUUCGAUACCUUUAUUCAGAGGACAAAGAAGCUAUACCAAGACAGCCGUGCCUCGGGGAAUCUCGAUAAACUCAAUGAUGAGCUGCGCGAUGUCACACAGGUCAUGACCAAGAAUAUCGAGGAUCUCCUGUACCGCGGAGAUAGUCUGGAGCGGAUGGGCGAGUUAUCUGGCCGUUUGCGCGAGGACAGCAAGAAGUAUCGGAAAGCAGCAGUCCGCAUCAACUGGGAAUUAUUGGUAAAGCAGGUAAGAUGA
Messenger RNA from Penicillium odoratum, 594 nucleotides. Its product is annotated as SNAP receptor SEC22. Bases 1 to 594 code for a protein of 197 amino acids. Gene Ontology annotation, cellular component: endoplasmic reticulum-Golgi intermediate compartment; ER to Golgi transport vesicle membrane; endoplasmic reticulum membrane. NCBI's taxonomy places the organism in Eukaryota, Fungi, Ascomycota, Eurotiomycetes, Eurotiales, Aspergillaceae. Gene Ontology annotation, molecular function: SNAP receptor activity. Gene Ontology annotation, biological process: endoplasmic reticulum to Golgi vesicle-mediated transport; retrograde vesicle-mediated transport, Golgi to endoplasmic reticulum; vesicle fusion with Golgi apparatus. The transcript has 4 exons. The record is from RefSeq and is a predicted model, not a curated record.